GUAAAAUUACUAUGGGCACCAGUUGUUGAUUCUGUCUAUUGGAAAGCUUUGGGGCGAAGAAAAUCAUGGAUGAUACCUUGUCAGUAUCUUAUUGGAUUGUUUAUGUUGUUUAUUUCGUAUAAAGUCGAUUCUAUGAUGGGUUUAAGUGACCUUGAACCGAAAGCACCAAAUGUUGUGCUAUUAUUGUUGUGUUUCUUGCCACUCAAUUUUCUGGCAGCUACUCAAGAUAUUGCUGUAGAUGGAUGGGCACUAACUAUGUUAUCAAGGAAAAAUGUAGGGUAUGCUUCUACAUGUAAUGCAGUUGGGCAAACGACAGGUUUUUUUUUGGGUAAUGUCGUCUAUCUGACGCUAGAUUCCCCAGAUUUUGCAAAUCGCUUUUUCCGAUCAAAGCCACAGCCUUAUGGUUUGAUAACCCUAUCUGGUUAG
Dracunculus medinensis (Guinea worm) is the source of this 426-nucleotide messenger RNA. The record is from the annotation of a GenBank genome assembly. Lineage: Eukaryota; Metazoa; Nematoda; Chromadorea; Rhabditida; Dracunculidae.